GCUCCAAAUUAUCUUCGUGUCAUAUCGUGACUUUACGUAAAAUUAAACUGCUACCCAGCUGCCUGCCAUUUCAGUUUACCAGUUGAACAAUGUGUUUCUAUAGAUAGGAUGUAGAAAUUGCACACUUGCAAUAACGGUCGAAAUUAUAACGGUCGAAAUUAUUUCGUGAAUAUAUGGUGGUGGUCCAAAUGUUCAAUUUACAACAAUUUCCGGUUGAUGCAAGAUGCUAGAUUUUACCACUAUUUUGCUUUAUAUUGUAGUAUUGGUUGCAAUAUGCCUUACAUUGGAUGGAGAAAAUAGAGCACUGAAUACACUGAGAUGCUGGCUGUCAUACACCUUACAAGCACUGCCUACCCCAACCUUGCCAGAUACAAGAGUGAAGAAUUUUUUAAGGAUCCUAAGAAUGGUGGCACAAGUGUGUUAUUUUCAUCCAUUGAUGAUGUACCAACAAAAGAGUUGUCCAUUGUUGUUCCUGCAUACUGUGAGGAAGAAAGAUUGCCAGUUAUGCUUGAUGAAUGCCUAGAGUGCUUAGAAGAUAGAUUUGCAGGAGAACCUCAGUUCAGCUAUGAGGUGAUUGUGGUUGAUGAUGGCAGCCCAGAUAAAACAUCAGAAGUUGCUCUUGCAUACUCUCAGAGUUAUGGCACAGACAAAGUACGAGUACUUACACUGGAGAAGAACAGGGGAAAGGGUGGAGCUAUAAGAUUGGGUGUAUUUAGUGCAAGGGGAAAAAUGAUUUUAUUUGCUGAUGCAGAUGGAGCGACCAACUUUCAAGAUUUAUCAAAAUUAGAAGAUAAAAUGAAGCAUUUGAUAGGUGAUAAAAAAGACAGCUGUGCAGUUGUGUGUGGAUCUAGGGCACAUCUGCAGAAAGAUUCUAUAGCAGAGAGAUCUUUGUUCCGCACAUUCCUCAUGUAUGGUUUCCACUUCCUGGUUUGGUUCCUUUGCGUUAGAGGAAUAAAGGACACACAGUGUGGAUUUAAGUUGCUCACAAGAAAUGCUGCCAAAAUACUCUUCUCUAAUCUCCAUGUAGAAAGGUGGGCCUUUGAUGUCGACAUGUUAUACAUAGCUCAACAUUUUAAUAUGGCUAUCGGGGAGGUAGCUGUUAGAUGGACAGAGAUAGAUGGCUCCAAGAUGAUUGCAGUGUGGAGCUGGUUGCAAAUGGGACGUGAUAUUUUAUUGAUAAGACUACGCUAUUUUUUAGGAUCAUGGAAAAUAGACAAUAAAGUCAAACUAGACUAAAAGUUCAACAUACAAAUGUAACAAAAUGAAGAUGUGAUAAUCGGAACAAUUUAUCUAUAUGAAAGACAGGUUAACACACAGAUGUGGAUGAAGUCAAAACCUAAAAUCCUUCUCUGCAAACUUUAAGAAAAACAGCUGCACAGUUACUUUUUUAUUAAGACUUUUAACUCAUUUCAUUCCACAUCUGAUUGGGUUUAGCCAUUUAUUAAUUUAUGGUGUUUUUGAGUUUCCAUAGUUUAACUAUUUAGUAGCUUUAUAAAUGAUUUCAGGUGUCCUGUAUUGUAAAACCCUAUAUUGCUGUUAACAUUACUUGUAUGCGAUGAUUUUGUAAAAAUAAAUCAGCAGAAACUCAUAACUACUUAUUUAUUGUUAGCCAUUUUGGAUUUUCCGUCCUAAAAUCGUCUCUGUAAAGUCUUGUCCACUCAUUUUC
Messenger RNA from Owenia fusiformis, 1666 nucleotides. The record is from the annotation of a GenBank genome assembly. NCBI's taxonomy places the organism in Eukaryota, Metazoa, Annelida, Polychaeta, Sabellida, Oweniidae.